AUGCGUCUCUGUCUCCUGUAUAUACACCUGGGACGUUACUUUGAUAUUCUCGAGCCUGCAUUGCUGCAAUCAACAGCUUCAUUUUAUCGUAGAGUCAGCUCAGAGCGACUGCUGGGGGCCCCCAAAGCAAAAGAAGAGGGGGCCCCCCAGGGGGGCCCCCAGGGGGGCCCCCAGGGGGCCCCACAAGGGGGAGAGGAGGGUUGGCUUGUGGGGGCCCCCCUAUCUUCUUAUUUGCAAUAUGCUGCUGGUGCUCUUUUAAGAGAACAAAGGAGAAAGGAGACAGCUCUACACGGGGCAUCAGGAGACCCUUUAUUUUGUGUUUUACUAGAGGAGUUGGUGAAGAGAAAUAAAGAAGUAUUAUGCAGCGUUGCUGCACUUCAGGUGUAUCUGCAGCUAGCAGAUGCUUCAUCUCUCUCAACUAUACAUCAACUCUUUUCUCUUGCUGGAGAGCUAUCUCUCUUAAAAAAGAAAGUUCUUGCUGCAGUUAGAAGAGAGGGAGAGGCCCUCCUUGCUACUCUAAAAAACCCCAGCAGCAGCAGCAGCAGCAGCAGCAGCAGCAGCAGCAGCAGCAGCAGCAGCAACAGACAAUUCAUUGAGAAGCUGCUAGAGAUGAAACAAACUCACGAAAAAAUAUUCUCCGUUGCAUUCGCCGCUAACCCCGACUUCCUCUUAGGCCUAAAGGAGGCUUGGGGGAGCUUUUUACUAGCAGAGAAUUUCAUAGUUAAGUCUAUUGCUCGUCUCCUUUCUCUACACGUUGAUGCAUUAAUAAGAAAGAGCGGAAAGGGUUUAAAGGGGGCCCCCAAGGGGCCCCCAUUUGAUGCUGAGGAGGAGUUAGAGAGAGUUGUAGGGUUGUUUGCUCUUAUAGCUGGAAAGGAAGCCUUUGAGCAAUUCUAUCGAGUAGAUCUCUCAAAGCGGCUGCUGCAGAUGGGGCUGGCGAAUGAAACCCUAGAAAGAACAUUUGUACAGAGACUCAGAGACGUGCUGCGGUGUAUGUACACCUCAGAGUGCGGGCCGCAGUAUACCAGCAAAAUGGAGGCAAUGCUCAGCGACAUAAAACUCUCUCAAGAACUCAUGCAGAAAAUGCGAGAGGAUGAGGCUGUGGGGUCUUCGCUGGCGGCAGAGAAGUGCAGUUUAUCUUUAAAGCUAAGCUGA
Messenger RNA from Eimeria acervulina, 1152 nucleotides. RefSeq names its product cullin homog, putative. Gene Ontology annotation, biological process: protein ubiquitination; ubiquitin-dependent protein catabolic process. Gene Ontology annotation, cellular component: cullin-RING ubiquitin ligase complex. Lineage: Eukaryota; Apicomplexa; Conoidasida; Eucoccidiorida; Eimeriidae. The coding region runs from base 1 to 1152 and encodes 383 amino acids. The record is from RefSeq and is a predicted model, not a curated record. The transcript is spliced from 8 exons. Gene Ontology annotation, molecular function: ubiquitin protein ligase binding.